Podarcis lilfordi (Lilford's wall lizard) is the source of this 19253-nucleotide messenger RNA. The record is from the annotation of a GenBank genome assembly. Lineage: Eukaryota; Metazoa; Chordata; Lepidosauria; Squamata; Lacertidae.
CCAUGUUUAAGAGUUCAAAUUCUGGAAGCAAUUCUGAAAAAAGAAACUAAUGAAAUGCAUAUUAUGAAGGUAACAAGAAAUACUUUCUAGCAAUAACCCUAUAAUUAAGGCAAUCAAACGUUCACAUUUUAAAUUAAAAUGAAACAUGUUUUGAGGGCUUGUUAAGACUUUGGGAGGGGGGAGCUUAACUUUAAAAGAGCUUUGAACUUUCACAGUAAGUUUCCCAAGUCCUGGUUUUAUUUGUUAAACAUUGUUACUCAAUUCCAUCUAAUCAUUAACAGAGUACUGUUGAAGUAAGUGACAGUGUCUUCUCACUGUGCUUCUGCUGUAUCUUUGGUAUACAACAUAGUCAUAUAAAAAAGGGAAAGAUGAGUAUAAUCCCAAUGAUAGAACAUUCCUUUUCUUAGUAACCUUAUUUUAAAAUAAUCAGUUCUAUAUGAAACAAUUAUUCAAGAAAAUAGAAUACAGAAUACCAUUUGAUGGGGGGGGGGGACAAAACAUAAAAUACUGUACUGGCCUGAAUAUAAGACGCACCUUUUUUCCAAAUUCUGUCCGUGAACAGUUAAAGUGCAGCUUAUAUUUGCAAACUUUCAAAAAUUGGGUUUUACUCCAAUAUUGUCUGCGGCUUUUAAACACUGCUGCAAAAGCGACACUGUGCUCACACCGUCCCUUGAAAGCACCCUGCUAACUUUCCAAACCACGUUCCCUUACACAGGCAGCAACCCCCCAGAAAACUAACAAGCUGAAAGGUGGUAGCACACACACACCAAACGCAAGCAGGAAUACAAACCUCUCUUCCUUCGAUAACCAGUAAAUGCAGUUGUCAUAGCUAGAGUACUCUCCCGUUUCAGCAGUUCCAUUUAAGGACUCCAAUUUCAUCCAAAUAGGUGGCUUUUCUGUAGGAGUCUCCUUUAUUUUUCCAGGAUACUCCAUUAUUAUUUCAGGAGAAUCCUUUGCCUUGGGGGAUUGAACUUUUAGACCAAAUGCAAGACAAAAGGAGAGGAGGGAAUGGCAGGCUCCAGAAGCUGAGUGCUUCUAUAGUGCUUUACUUUCUACCAGCCAGAAAGGAAAAGUCCAUCUGGUUAAUCCGGUUGCAUGUUAUGGUUUAAUGGGCGAGAAUUCGAUUUUAUAAUUUUGUACUAGCGCUUUCACACAAUUUUGCGGUGUGGGUCUCUCUGCUUCACACUACACGGAGAGACUGUUAGACGAAGAGGCAUCAAGCUGCCCUACAGAAAACAUGGCACUGGAGCCAAACAACAGUUUGACCUGCCGGAGUGGAGCUAGGUCCAGCCUUGUAGCUGCUGAGAUGUCAUACCCUGGACUGUGGACUUUGCAACCUUGAAUAUCAGGGCAGAGGGAGAUGGAACAUCUCCCUGUCUGCUGUGAAGACAAAAGGGUUAUGUCACGGGCACAGGCCUCUUCCCGUUCAGUAGCUUCAAGUCCCUCUACCAAGGUCACUUCCUGGCUUAGCAUCCCAGCCUUGCUGUAGCCUUGCUUCCUAUCUGGGUACAUCCUGUUUGCUCUCACUGUGUUCAUUUGGCUUUGCUCUGCAUAUGUUUGCUAAAUAACUUGGGAUGAAUCAUGAUUCCUUGGAAAGACCGUGCAGCCUGAGGCUGUGUUUAUAUGGCUGAUUUUUGGGGGGGCGGGGAUUUGUAACCCUCUCCGAUUUUUCCUCUGAAUAUUGCCACACCCGGCUGAUUUUACCCCUGCUGGAGAAAAGACAUGACUUCAGCAGGGCAUUUUUUCCCCAGCCAGAAGUCGCCAGAACUCAGUUCCAGCGCCUCCAGGUGAGCACCAUUGCCAUUAUAAGCGAACAAGGGAGAAGAUCGUGGUGAGUUCCCGCACCUCUUUUUCUAGAAAAAUAGCAUUGGACUACAGAUAUAUUUUUCUCCCAAGUAGGUUAGAGCAGCUGGAAGGGCGAUUUCCAGGGGUUAAGCUGAACAAGAGGGAAAGGGCUUUGAAACAUCAUCUGCCUCCUGCCUUCCCCCAACCAUUGUCAGCCUCAGCAUUGGAGAGAACAUUUCCUAAAGAUUCUUAAAAAUGCAUAGGAUAUGUAGUUUUACCCUCAUCUGAGGUAUCCAGAACAUGCUCAUUGCUUGUUCACUCACACCACAAUGCACGAUAGGGCGUGAUGAAAAAUGAAAAGUUUCUAUGAGCUAGAAAGCAGCUUACGUCUCCUCCUCUUACUGGUAGUGGCUGUGAUUGCAUCAUAGCAGAAAGCAAACAGCUGGCUCUGGGUCACCCCUUGCAAUGUGAGCCCUGAGCUGAGGUCCAGUUUGCUCAGCCUCUGAACGUGGCAGUGCUUGAUUGGAUGGUCUGUGUAUGUCACACGGUUUCUGAUGACAUCCAACCAAAACAAACAUUCUUGUCUGACCAGCUCAUUAAGUAAAAAAUGGAGAAAGGAGCCUCCUUCUAGUCAAACCAAUAGCAGACAUGCUAGCUCUGUGUUAGGGAAAGGUAAAAACUCCUAGUACAUUUUACGCAAGGCAGUUGAAGCGUUAUCUUAUCAGAAAGCAAUUUAGGCAGCAGUUCUAUAUAUGCUUACCUAUGAGUCCUCCUGGACUCAGUAGGGUUAAUUCUGCAUAGAUAUACCUAGAAUAGUACUAUAAAUGUCAGAAAUUGUUUGUUUGUUUGUUUGUUUUAAAAAACCUUCCUCCUUCACCUCCUCCUCCAUCUCCAUAGCUGUAUGUCUGCAAGGCAAACAAGCAGGAGGGUGGCAAUGGGGCAAUGGGCACAACUGGCAGCCCCUUAUCUUUCUCCAUGUAUCUCGGGGGUCCAAUGGGCAAGAUCCACAUCACAUAGUACUCAGGGCUGGGAGUGGUUAUUAUUGGGGGUCUCAGUAGUCCCCUUUCCAGAAGGAUCCAUGUGCACUGGUGGAGAAAGGGGUGUGUGGUGGGGGCGGUUUUUCCUGGGUGUCACUGCUGAGGGGGGUGACAAAAUGCUGAGUGGCACUCACCGCGGGCCUGCAGUGGGCCUGGGCCAUGCAUUUCUCCUGGGAGUGACCCGGUGGCUUCGGUGCCCGCAGGCUCCGCGCUGCCCCAAACACUCUGCCCGCUGCCUCCCCCUCAGCUGUAGGGCGGCUGAGUGGGAGGAGGAGGCAGGCUCCUUGGAGGCCCCGUGGAGUGUCCUGCCCCAGCUUGCCCAGGCACCGGAUUGGCUUGCUCUGCCGCUGCCCAUGUGCAGGGCUUCAGAUUGAUCAUGGAUGCCGUAGAGCUGUUUGGAGAGCUGGGGCAACCUAUGUGUGUGGGGAAGGGGUUUGACUGCCAGCCCUGAGUGUUUUGAACAGUAAUCAGCAAUUUUAUAUCUGAAGCAAUCAUUCUCGGGUGGGUGGGAAAAAUAGGAUGUAAUUUCCAACUAAUUUCUACUUUAGAAAUUCAUGCUUCAGUCCAUCUUUAGCAGUUUGGAGCCUAUAGCUGCACUAUGUUGGCAAAUGUGGAAGAUGAGAUGGCCAUCCUAAGAAUAUUGGAAUCGUGCAAGUGUGAAAGGAUAUGCUUCAGCAAGCCAUUCUGAUUUGAUAAGGAAAGGAAAGGAAAGGAAAGGAUGUGACAAUCAACUGAGGCGCUUCAGUAUGACUCAGCGCACAUGGACUGAAUAGAAUGGUGUGGGAGGAGGGAAAACUGAAGGGAUAAUUUGGCCCAUUUGUCAAGUUCUUAGAUGGCUGAGCCUCUUGGUAACAAUAAUUUACAUAUAAAGGUACAUAGUACUCCAUUGGAUGUGCCUCAACUGAUUGUUCUGUUCACCUUUCUUUUCUCCUUAGCUUUAUCCAAUUAUAGUGCUUUGCAUGUCUCUUCAUCCUCAGAGUAUAUUUUAGGAUGACAACAGCACCUCUUUUGGGGGGUGCCUAAAGAUGCUGACAAGCCUACAUGCAUACAGUUGUACCUUGGGUUAAGUACUUAAUUCGUUCCGGAGGUCUGUACUUAACCUGAAACUGUUCUUAACCUGAAGCACCACUUUAGCUAAUGGGGCCUCCCACUGCCGCCAUGCUGCCGGAGCACGAUUUUUGUUCUCAUCCUGAAGCAAAAUUCUUAACCUGAAGCAUAUGUAACCCGAGGUACCACUGUACAGGUAUAAAUGCACAUACAGUUUUGAUCAGACCUGACACUUGAAUGUGUGGACAUGGACACAGGCCCAGAAGGCAUGAUUUUGAUUAAAGUAUGGCCACUGGGUGCAAUACAGUCAUACGGGAUGUGUCCCAUGAACAGAGCAUCCGUUAUCAGAAAUUCCUUUUCACAGCCACAUAUUAGUUUACUUCUGCAACAUGCCUUUUUCUUUCAGUUUCCCAUUAGGUAGAAACAUCUGGUACUCAUUUUCCAUUCUUCAUCCUUCUGCUUGGUAUGUGUGAAAUUAGCCAUACUAUUCCAGGGAGGAGUACUCUGGUGAUAAAACUUAAAAGGCCUCCAUCUGCUAUCAACACUUGUUGGAGCAAUUUACUAUUAUGCAUCCCGGCAACUUCUUGACCGCAGUGAAAAUUGCAUUUUUGCAACUCAUACUAAUCCUUUAAUUUGUACACUUCCACUUACCUUUUGAUUUUAUUUUUUUUAAAAAGAAAAGAAAGAAAUUAAUAACAUUAAAUUGUGAGCAUUUAUCAGGGUCUCUCAUGGGCUAUUUAGACAAAUCCAUUAUCAAAUCUGGGUAGUCAGCAUGGACUAUUUUGAGUUAUGUUAUGUCAUAAAAAUAUUAAUAUCUAUCUAUCUAUCUAUCUAUAUAUAUAUAUAUAUAUAUCUACUCUGUGGUUAAGUUUAAAUGCUUCCUAUGUUCCCUGAGCAUUUUGUAAUUUCCGCAGACACAGUGCCCUUUACGUUUAACCUCCAUUUGUAAUUAAUAGUCUGCUUUAAGUAAAUGGGAGAUCCAUUUACUCAAGGUUAAGCAAAUAUGGAUAGCAGUUAUGCAAUAUUAAUAAUCCAAUCAGAUACUCAUUCUCAGUGGGAGGAAUAGAGUUCAAGGUUUAACAAACUGCAAACUAGUUUGUAGCAAAGAAAGGCAGCAGGGGAGGAUGUGUUUUUUUAAAAAAUAGUACUCUUAGCUUAAAAAAUAUAUGUACGUGACAUGACUUCAAGCCUGCAACCUGGGGGGGGGGGCAUCCUUUGCGACUUCAAUAGACACAACCUUAAAAGAGCGUGGCCCAGAAUUCUCUCCAGAGAUAUUUCUCUUGAACUUGGCUUCAUAUUCUACUCCCUUAAAACAGAAAUAUCCCUGAAUACCAUAAUUACAGAGGACCGGUUAUCACUUUGCAUUUUAUACUUGGUUAUGAUUGCUAAAGAACAAAACUGCAUGCAAUUCUGAUGCAAACCAGCAGUCAUCUAUAUCAUCUUGCUAAAUAGCAAGGAGACUCUUUUGCAACACAUUAGGUGCAGAGAGGCAGUAAUGAGGCUACUGAUGUCUGGGCAUCAGUGUAAACCAUUUCACAAAUACUAAUGAAGCUGUUCAGUAGAAUGAAGCAUUUGCUGAAUAAAUCAGCUCUAUCAAUAAAUUGCUUUGCUCAGUUCCUUGCCUCUAUUAGCAGAAGAGAGAUCUGGUGCAUCGGUGCUGUGCUCCCUCUAGUGUUAUCUAUGGAAAUAAACUUUAAUUCUUGAUUUGCUUUCUGGAUAUAGGUGGAUUUUUCAGAGAGUGAAUAAAAGAGAAGCACUUUGGACCCAUUAAAUACAAAUUUUUCAAGAUAAGUAACAAAUGUUAAACUCAUUAGAUCUCAUUCUCGAAGGUAACUUUGAGGACUACAAUCCUACCAAGUACCUUUGUCAAAUUUCCACCUAAUUACAACAUUUAAUUAUAUUAUUAACAAGUUUUUUGAGAGUCCCACCAAAGAUGAAAAUGUGAAGCAAUCUGUCAACCCCUGCUUGAGCAAUACUGUCUACUUUGAGCUGAGUUUGAAUUGAGGCAUGCAGGGAUAAUGUGCCACCGACAGAUAACAUUUUCUUGUGCUUCCUUUAUUUUUUUAUCCUAGUUAUGGAAGAGGUUCAAGUACUGUGCCAAUAAUUUUCUGACAAAGAUUGCUCUUCCAUUCUCCCACCCCCAUACACUGGGUAGCAUGGCAUCCAAAACUGGCAUUUAGAGGAUAUUAUAAAUAGAUGCUGUUUCUUCAGCUAAAGGUCUGAUAUCAUCUAUUUAUAAUAUCCUCUAAAUGAGAGACAUCUCUAUGACCAUGCUGGCUAAUUUUCAGCAGCUACAAAUUCUGUGUCCACAGAUAAGUCUGCCAGCAUGUGCAGCACAGUUCAUAUAAUACCAUUGUAUGUUAUUUAAAGAGGGAGAGGGAAGUCAAAAAUCCCAUUGAUUGCUCAAAAGUCCCCUCUUUUAUAUAAACCCUCUGCAUCCUGCUACUUUGGAAAAUUAACCGACUCAAUUAUUUUUAAAUUCCAGGAAUUCUCCACUUUUAUCUAGCCUGCCAUACAUUAUCUGUGUUGAAUCCUGUUGCUCACUUUAAAAAAUGCUAUGAGUAUAGCAACAGAGGCAUGUGAAUUGCCUCUUGAUGUGUAUAAAAUGUAAUCCCCACCCCUUUCCUCAUUUUAUAUAAGCUAUUAACUGCCAGUCUUCUGUAGCUGAAUUUUCCUUUUCAAAUAAUAUAUGCCCAAUGGAGAAGCUUAGGAAAUUAAGUGGAUUUCAUGACAGAGGUAUGUAACAGUAGCUAUUACAAUGCUAUGCAUCCUUGUCUGUGUGGUAUUCUUUUGGGGAGGCGAUGAUUUAGAUAUUCUGCAGAUACAAAUGCUUUUCUUAUGAAAAGAGGCAUGAGUUUAUGCAUCUUUUGAGCAUACUUUAUCAGUAGAUAAUGGCUGCAAUCCUAGGCACACUUACCAUUUCGCAGUAACGUCUAGUAAGAUUCUGUGCUGUACUUGGUCUGAGAUUGAGAUGUAGAUCUAGAAGUAAACAGUAAAGCAAUGCAAUGCACUAUGCGUUAAAAUAGGGAAAAUGUCUGUUAGUGCUACUUCUUGUAAAAUUCUGAGUAGUAAAUGCUAAUGUUUGUCAUUACUGCUUUAACCGAUACUUUAUUUCAAAGCUUAGAAUCAUAUUCUAGAUAUGUAAACCUCUGUAACAAAUGAAUUAAAUCUGGCAAUGCUACAUUAUGGCUUUUCCCUGCCAUUGGGAUCCACCUUGAAGCAUCCUUUUCAUUUGGUUUUGUAGGGAACCUAUGUGCCAAUAAUUUUUCUUCUUGUCAAAUGUUAAGGAUUGUUGGAAAAAGCCAGGCUCUACUUAACCAGAAAACCACUGCCGUCUCUGGAAGAAAGGAAGAAGUAUGAUUAUGAAUUUGCAACUUCCACUUCGUUCCAUGGAGUGCACAAUAUUGUUCGUACAAGGAGCAGGAGCCGUAAGGCACUGUGGAUGGCAGUAGUCGUGGGCUCCAUUUGUUUGGUUGCCUGGCAAAUCGGCAGUCGUUUCGCCAAUUAUUUGAGCUGGCCCACAACAACAUCGGUGGUAGUUCAGUAUGUGGAAAACAUAGAGUUUCCUGCUGUAACUUUUUGUAAUCUGAACAGGUAAGGCACUGUUUACUUCCUGUAGGAAUGGGCAAAUGUGUUAAUUUUGGUUUCUCUCAGUUUCUCAUUCUUCCCAUCUUCAGUCCAAUUUUCCACAUCAGUUUGUGAAGAUUUUUUUUUUUAAGUUCCAUUGAAAAAUUCAUGAAAAAUUAUUCCUCCAUACACCUUUUAAUAUACAAUUUUAUAUGCAUUUCUGUAUGUUAUUUUCACCGAUACACUUUAAUAUAUACAUUUUUGUGCACUUUAGUUGGCUGGAGAAUUGCAUUGCAAAAUUCAGAAAAGUGUGAAUUUGGAAGACUCUAUGUGUGUUGGUUCACAUGUUGUGUUGGAAGGUGCAAAUUAAAUAAGCCCACCUUAAAUGCAAAUUAAAUUGAAUUUCCCCAUAAUUCCUAUCCUUCUGCUAGAUUUUCUAUUAAGGUAUAUAUAAUAUACAUAGGUCUUCCAUAAAAUGCAAUGCUAUGACCACAUACCUGCCUUGGGCUCCUUACUCUGUUUCUUUUAAAAGUUUUAAGAGUUGCUUUGGAAUUAUCCCUUGGAAUUCAGGCUUAACCCUGCUUUUAUGGUUUAUCCUCACAGGUUCCAAACCCAAGCAGUAGCUAACCUGAGCGCCAUUUUCUUCCUGUGGAGCAUAGUGUCGGGAGUGCUACAUUUGUUCGAUACUAGGGAAACGUUUGGCCAAGAGAUAAAAGACUUCCUUCAGGGGAAUCAAAAUUUCAGCAUCAAAGAAUUCACAAGGAAUAAUGGGUUCUAUCUCAACAACAGUACAUUGUUGGAUUGUGAAUAUUUUGGGGAGCCGUGUUAUCCAGAGGUAAUAUUUUUGUUUCUAUUAUCAGAGGUAACGUAGACAUUGUGAGGGCAUGUGAGUAUGGAAACUCACAAUCUAGUGAUCUGGAAUGUAUCACUUUCAUAUGGAGAGGAGACUGCAUGUAUGUACAAAGUACGUUUUGUUGGGAACUAUUAUUAUGAUACGAAUUUUAUUUCCUCAGCGGACAUCCACCAAUCGCGAGCCUCAAAGACUGGAAAAUAGGUCUGUAAUUGCUUGUCUAAGGCUUGAUAAAGCUUAAUGUGACAAAAAUCAAAAGGAUGCUUCAGAAAGUCUACACCUAUGAAUUUCAUCCCAUGUUUUAAAAUUCUGAAUGACUUGAUCUGGUUUUAAAGUGAGAAUAAGGCACUCAGAAUUCUUCAUUGUUUUGUUUCUUUGGGAGGAAUUCUUCAUACACUUUUCCAAAUGUUCUGUCAGUGCUGAGACAUGUCAUACAACCCUUCACAUGUAGGUUGUAAUAUUCUCAAGUAUGCAUGGUUGACAAAGGUAAUGUUUGAGAUAGUGAAUUGUUGUAUUGGUUGUGUGAAACAGCUGGUGAGUGAGAGUGUAUGGAUGGUCGUAUAUAUGUUGCGUACUUUGAAAUUCUAUAUUAUUCUGCACUGUAAUGCCCUCUGGUUUUAUGUAAAACAAAAGCCAAAAAAGUGGAUACUGUUUGUGUAUUUUGUUAUGUGAAUCAUUUGCUGGGCAUUGUACUUAUUAUUCAUGUAAAUCUCUUUCAGAUCUUUUCAAUAGUAAGUGGAAUAAAUAAAUGGAAUAAAUAAAUAAACUGUUGACAGACACUGCUCUGAGGAAUUUUGUUGCUUUGGGCAAAAUUAUAAAUAGUUCCCAGGACACCAAUCAAAAUGCUUGUUACCUGGUAUAGACUUCCUUCCCCCACCUGGCAAUAAAAAAUACAGUGAUAAUAAAUAAAUAACAGUUUGAUGUUCCUUCAUGACACCCCAGAUCAGCUGCCUGGGACAUCCUCCUCAUUCUGCCUUACCUAUUGGUAAGGCCAGUUUUUACCUCAGGUACAACCCUAGGAACUAUGAGGAAGUGCAGCCGAGAGGUUAAAUCGGUUGCAUUUCACAUUUUCAUCCAAAAUAAAUCCAAUUCUAUAGCUACAGUUCUCUGUGAACAUACUUACUUAAUAUUAGGUGAGCUAAUUCAAUUUCUUAUUUUCUUUUACUUUCUUCAUGGAAGAGCUUUGAGCAUGUCUUCACUGAAUAUGGAAACUGCUUCACCUUUAAUCACAUUAACAUUCCAGCAAAAAGAAGAGUGAGUGCCUCUGGAAGGGGCUUGAGUUUGCUUUUCGAUGUCAAACAGGUAGAGAUAUUCAAAAUGUUUCUACAAUGCGAGCGCAAAACCUUGAUGAUAAAGGACAGGGCAUGUGGGUCACUAUAAUGGUACAAGUUCUUUAAAAACAAAGCAAAAAAAAUAAUAAUACAUACAUGAUUGAAGUUUCCCACAAAGUCAAAUUUCAUAAGUAAAACUUAUGAAAGCCCUAGAAUAUAAUCUGCAUCCUGAAACUUAAUUUGCGUUGACAGAUUUUGAAUUGGUGUGAAAUCUGAUGUAGAGUCAGAUGAUAAGUGAUACAUAGUGGAUUACAAAACGAAAAUGCUGCAUGUAUACUAUUGUUUUUCUCUUAAUGUUAAUUAUGGUAGUAGAUAAUUUUUUGCCAAGGCAAUUCACAGUUCAGUGUGACAGUGAUCUGAAAAUUAUCCUCUGUAAUUUUACUGUAACCCUUCAAUGCCUUGUGUCCUAGGCAGAGUUCACCGACGACCCUGCUCUUGGUUUUGUUGAUGUUGGCAUCACAUUUGCUAUCCACUCACCUAAGGCGCCUCCCCGAUUUGAUGGUUUAGGUAUAUCAACCCCAGUAGGAAUGCAUGCUCAUGCUGCAAUCCAACAGGUGAAGGUAAGCAUUAGAGUAAGAUACAGAGAAAUGGAAGUACAGUGGUACCUUGGGUUAAGUACUUAAUUCGUUCCGGAGGUCCGUUCUUAACCUGAAACUGUUCUUAACCUGAAGCACCACUUUAGCUAAUGGGGCCUCCUGCUGCCACUGCGCCACCGCUAUGCGAUUUCUGUUCUCAUCCUGAAGCAAAGUUCUUAACCCGAGGUACUAUUUCUGGGUUAGCGGAGUCUGUAACCUGAAGCGUAUGUAACCUGAAGCGUAUGUAACCUGAAGCGUAUGUAACCCGAGGUACCACUGUAUGGCUAGCCACUUUAAAGUCCAAUAAACUGCAUAUGCAAUCAUCAUUAUUGAUAAUAACAAUAUUUAACAAUAUUAAAAUACAAUAUUAAAAAUCAAUUAAAGCAAUUAACCCCUAAUGAUUGACAACUUUAAAAUAUAAGCAAGACUUUAAAAUGACAAGGCACACAGGAAGGAUAAAAAAGCAGAGUAAAAAUUUAAUUUGAUAUAGUACUCCAGCUCAGUUCUACGUUCAAACUCCAAUGUAUACCUAGAGCUUCCUACCCAGAAAAUCUUUCCCAUUCAGUUGCACACUGAGCAUCCAUCUUGAAUCAGGAGAAAUUGAAGCUAGCUGGGGCCGGUCAGGCUGUCCUCUGGGGGCAGCCCUGCAGAACAACAAUCAAGUUUACUAACAAGUCUUUUAAUUUAAUUCAGUUUGGUCUGGUCCAGCAACAACAACAACAAAUCUUUUGCAGCAAUCUGUGUAUGUGUGGAGGUGGGAAUGGAGGUGGUUUUUGUUCAAUUAACACUUGACAGUAGCAAUGGAUAUAACGUAUGUCGUGCCAUUUCUUUCAUUCAAGACAAUUAUUCAAGAAUACCCUUGGGGAGAAUGCAAGCGAAACAUCAAACUUCAGCACCACAAGCUCUAUAGCACCUACGGAUGCCUACAAGAAUGCAAGGCACGCCAUAUUCAAAACCAGUGUGGAUGCUUACCGUUCAUGCUCCCAGGUAUAACUGGGCAGGUAUAAGUUGCUUUAUUUAUUUGCAGUGUUCAAAGAAAUCCAACAAGAGUGUGCAGAUCACAGCUUGGGGGGAUGCCUUUAGCCACUGCUUUUUUUCUUUAAAAAUGUUUAGGGGCACUCUCAUUUUGACUCAAGAAAACCACCAUUUUAUAGUUUAAAUCAGGAAAAAUAAAUACAGUAAAUGGACAAAAGUACAAAGAUUCCCAAAAUGUUUAGGGGUAUGCAUCCCCCCAGAAAAAAAAGCACUGCCUUUAGCCAAUUUUGAGCUAUCUGCUCACUAGUAAAACCUAUGCACAAGCAGGGAGGGCGAAAAAAAGCAAAGGUCUGAAGUGAUUCCUGGCAGCUCCUCACACAAUUUGGAAUCCUUAUUGUGCAGGGUUCCAAACAGUACAAGGAGAAAGAACUCCCCGGUUCACCUUUUCACCCUCCCUGACUUGUAGGGCAAUGGGAGGUGGGGCUUAGUGCUCCCAUCCCCGCUCCCCCUGCACAGCAUGCAAGCAUAUGACAUUGCUGUAGAGUCUUUAUAGAUUACUUUCUGUACAGGCAGAGCAACCCAAACUUUUCCCUGCUGCCUCUGAGCCUCUGCAGUGCGGUGGAAGUACUGCCACAUCCACAGCCUGGUUGCUCAUGGCGAUGGUAGCAGAAGGCAGAAGGGCAGGCAGAUCAGGCCCAAUCCCUGUAUCAGCUUCAGGUUACUUCAGAUCCAGGCCAAGAUCAGGACCAAUGCCAGCUAGUAUCAGCUGGGAGAGCAGCUUGGGAUCCAGUGGAUCCAGAGCCAGCACAGUUAUAUCCUUGCAGUUGGAAUGGCCCAUUUGGAGGCUUUCUGGCAGGCUCUGCUAGAAGGAAUACCACCAACAUGCCUUUCACCCACCCAAAUGUUCAAAGGGUGCAUGUUCUGCACUGGCAGAGUGACAAAAGUAUCACUCCAUCAGUGGUGGCCAGAGGAAGGACAGCUGAACCAGCAGAAGCAAUCAGUGCUGCUCAGCAUAAGGAGGAGGGAUUGAAGUGUAGUCUCAGACAGCUUAGUUUCAAAGAUAAGUCCUUAAUUGCUUAAGGAAUCACCUCGUGCAUAAAUGACAGCUGAAUAAUGAAACCAUUAGGAUAGAAACAGGCCACCUGCAGCCUAAGGGUCUAAUAUAGCUCUCAUGUACCCCUCACCUUAUUUUCAAAAGCUCUCAGCAAGAAUGAUCUGUCUCUGCCCAAGCAGUCCUCCUGCGGAACAGAGAGAAAAGGAGUUGGCAAAUGGUGAAUCAAGGGGCUAGCCUGCCAACCAGAGGUUCAGCUCUGCGUAUGCAGUCCCUAAUAUACUACCAUCAGAUGAUGAUGAUAUGAUGAUGAAUUGCAUUUCUUACCUGCCAGAAAGUGUCCGGGGAGAGAUACAGCCAUAUAAAAACACAUUAAAAUUGCUAAGAGGAUGGGUACUAAAGAUAUAUUUCUCAGGUGUCAAAAGCCAGGGUAAAAUUAAUGCAGCCCCAAAUAGCAAAAAGAUUGCCCAUCCUCAGCUCAGGUGCUAUGAGUGUUUCUACAUGAGCUUCAGGUUGAUACAUAAAAAGGUAAAGAUAAAGGGACCCCUGACCAUUAGGUCCAGUCGUGACUGACUCUGGGGUUGCGGCGCUCAUCUGGCUUUAUAGGCCAAGAGAGCCGACGUACAGCUUCCGGGUCAUGUGGCCAGCAUGACUAAGCCGCUUCUGGCGAACCAGAGCAGCACACGGAAACGCUGUUUACCUUCCCGCCGGAGCGGUACCUAUUUAUCUACUUGCACUUUGUCGUGCUUUUGAACUGCUAGGUUGGCAGGAGCAGGGACUGAGCAACGGGAGCUCACCCCGUUGCGGGGAUUCGAACUGCCAACCUUCUGAUCGGCAAGUCCUAGGCUCUGUGGUUUCACCCACAGCACCACCUGCGUCCCAGGUUGAUACAUACAGGCAUCGAAUUCUUUGCUUUACUUGCUGGGGUCACUUGCUUAUUGGUUAUUAUUGGUUUACCAAACAGAUGGAUUCAAAUGUGUGUUUUGAUACCUUUGUCUUUGUGUUUUUCUCUCCUUCCCCACUCCCUCUUCUUCACAUCUUUGAAAAGGAAAUGGCACAGAAUGUGACUUGGACAAAUUUUACAAUUGUGUUUCUCCUGAACUGUGUAAGUAAAGCCAAAGCCAAAUACUAGAGCCAGUUUCAUACGUCUGCAACUGGCAACCAGCUGGACCAGUGGGGGUGGGGGCAUGUCUCACAUUUUUACCAACCUGUGGAAUCCCAGUCACACAAAAGCAUGAUUUCCCCUAAGCGUCAGGCUUAGGGGGAAAUCCCAUAACCUGGGAUAUUCUGCUGAUUGGGAACGGUUUAUUAGGAAAAGGAGAGGACUUGAUUUUUCUCAGAAUACUUUAAAUGAUCCCAGCUGCAAGUUGUGUUUAGACAAACCAUAAAUAACAUUCUAAAUGUACUCUUCCAAUCAUCUGUACAGUUUUGGUUUGAUUUCAUAAAUUCCAAAUGCUGAAGAAAUUCAGUGUAAAAUACAGGCACCUAUUUUUACUGGGAAAUCACACACUACCAUCUUUCUACGACUUAGAAUGUAAGGCUGCUGACAUAGAUUCAAAUUACCACCAAAUCCUGCAAUAUAAUAUAAUAUUUAUUAUGCUUUAUUAACUCCUUUGCUCAAGAUGAUAAACUUGAUCUAUUUUUUGUUGAUUUCACUAUGGCUGCUUGCAGAUGGUGGUGAACAUGAAAGUCGUCUAGAAUGGGCAUUUAUGUUUGAAAUUGGUUCCCAUUUUAGAUAAAAUUGAGCUCGCAGGAUUGUGUACAGCAGGAACACAUAAUUCCACUUGCCCUGUGCCUUGUGAGGAAACAGAUUAUCCAACCACCAUUUCCUAUUCAACUUUUGAAAGUGAAAAGGCUUUGAAAUUUCUUUCUACAAAGCUGAAGAAACGUCCAGAAUAUAUCAGGUACUUUUCUUCUUCAUUGUCAUGCUGUCAAGAAAUGUGUUUUACACAAGAGCAACCUUUAUUAACUUUAUGAAGACAUAUUCAAGAGAUGUUGGACCCAAAGAAUUACUAUAAUUCAAUGGCUUCUAUUUUAUUAUUUAUUUCAUAUAUCUAUAUACUGCUUAAUACUAAAGCAGCAGUUCGAAAGCACGUCAAGUGCAAGUAGAUAAAUAGAUACCGCUCCAGCAGAAAGGUAAACGGCAUUUCCGUGCACUGCUCUGGUUCUCCAGAAGUGGCUUAAUCAUGCUGGCCACAUGACCCAGAAAAACUGUCUGCUGACAAAUGUCGGUUCCCUCGGCCAGUAAAGCGAGAUGAGCGCCGCAACCUGAGUCAUCCGUGACUAGACCUAAUGGUCAGGGGUCCCUUUACCUUUAAACAAUAAACUGGGAGAACUACAAGGUAUGCAAGUCCCACUAUCUGCCUUUUCGCUAUAUGAAAAUUCACUUAUCCAAACAUAAAUAAUUAUGCCCAAACCUUGCUAUACACACCACAGAUUCAGAUAUCUGAACAGCCAGAGUUUGCCUACUUCCUUUCUUCCUUGCUUGUUUAUGCUUUGCUGGUUGGUGAUAAGGAGGGAGCAAGCAAGAUCAGACAGCAGGACAAUUGUUUUUUCUUUGCCUUUCUUUUGCUGGUUACCUGCAGCCAUUGCAGAAAGAACCCACUGAAAAAGCAGGGGAGAGAUCAGAAAAAAUCCAGAUUAGAAAUGCUCCCGUAGGAAUCCUUGGAAAUUGUGGACUCGUUAUGUGAAUGCUUGCCUAACGAAUGAUUUCCAGGCAACACGUUGUGUUUGGUAAGCAGGACCUGUGUGUAUAAUAUAAUACAAAACUACAAUAUAGUACAAUAUAAAACAAUAAAAACUCCCCAAAGUAAAACAUAUAGCAGCACAUUUUGAAAAUGUUUUGAGUCAGGAAUCCCUGAUCUCUUCGCCCGAUAUCCCCACCCCCCACAAAAGCAAAAACAUAUAACUUCUGCAAGGGUAGUUAUGUUGCCCUGCAACAGCAAAAACACAGAGGCACCUUUGAAAAAAACCUAAUAGAUUUAUGGUAACAUAAGCUUAUAAAUCACAGGUUCUUUAAAAAUGUUUAUAAUCCAAUAUAAAUUUUAAAGUUCACUCUUCUAUAGAUGAGGACUCCUUAGUUUAUCUUCAUUAUCACUGGAAAAGUCUCUGAUUUUAUCAACACUAAAAGCAGUUUUAUUAAUUAUUAUGUUAUAUUAAUCUUGUGAAGAUCAAACUACAGAAGAUCUGUGCUUAGAUCUCACAUUGCUCCCUAAUGUUAAUUUAAUGGAGCUGGAGAAGGCUAUGGCUUGGGGAAAAGUUCUUAACUCUGUUCCUCCUGUGACAUUUUCUAAUUUACUAUUAGCUCUACUUGGCAGCGGGUGAGACUAGAGGAAUGGCCCCCCUUUGCCACUGCUCUGAUCAAAAUUGCACCAAACAAAUGAAAUGCCUAGAAUUCUAGGUUAAUUUUUUCCUUAAACUUUUUGAUUUUUGUUAUUUAGUUUAACUCUAUAGUUGAUUACUUCUCGUUUCAGGGAUUUUCAUGGCAUUUCAUUUGUUUUGUGUAAUUUCUUGGUUCUGUGACUGUCUUUUUUCCACUGAUCAAAAUUGCAGCUGCUUUUAAUGAAAGUUAGAAAUGCUAUGGAUCUUCCCCACCCUGUGCGAUGGUGUCCUCAUAACAACAUUUUUAUUUUACUCCUUCUGACAUUUGAUUACUGUUCACAAAUGGGGUACUAUCUAGCAAUUAGUCACUGAAGCAUGACAGAUUACAGGGAAAUGUUUCUGUUCCCAAGUGAUUAACCAGUCAGGAUCAAACAAACAUAUUAAUGAGUUUAACAUCAUAAAUUAACUAAUAGUCAUCCAUCGAUUUUUCAGAAACGUUAAAAGGUAGUUUCAACUAUUUACAGCCCUAUUCCAAAUAUGUAUUGUGGUAUUGCCUCAGCUACCUCAGGAAGCCCAAACUGUGGGAUCCAUUAGCAGGGUCAUUAUGGUAAUUAUAACGCAACAGGUUUAAAAUGGAGAAGGUCCUUGAAGAAAGGAGUGAGUUGAGCCUUCAUUUUUAGAGCUAGGAUUGCCUAACACUGAUUUAUUAAACAAAAUUUAAUGGUUCAACUAAACGUUCAUAAAAAAAGAAAACUAUUAGCUCAGAAUUUAAGUAAUAGCUAGGCCAAGAUGAAGCACUCAAAGCUGGUUAUCAGCAAUCAUUUGAACUGAGUAAGUAAAUACUUACUAUUUCAAUGGUGUCAUUUUUCAUUGUUAUCUAGUGAUCCUAGGAAUUUUAGUACAUUUUGCAGCAACCAAUGUGGGUUGCCACUAAGUGUACACUCAGCCCAGAGUUUCUGCUGACCUUAUCUCUUUGGCACAUGUACCUAAAUGAAACAUUCAUGUUCCCAGGCAUUUAUCUGUUUGUCAUAUCCAAACAUAUUUUUAGAUUCAUAUUUAUUUUUUAAAAACAUGUAAAUUUGUGCUAAAAAAACCCUCUGGACAUUAUCCAGUUUUCCUGCCUACCUGGAUAAUCUGUUCCAUGCACAAGAGUUGCCUCAUUCCCAUUGGAAGUUACGCUUCUUCCCAUUGGGAUAUUUCGUAUGAGAAGACACAGGGGCUCAUAAGAACCAUUUAGGCUGACUUUAUAAUAUGUGAAAACACUCUUGAGUGUGCUACAGAAUCAAAUUCUAUGUUCUCUCCACCUCCCCACGAUUUUGGAUUAUUGUUACUUUGUUUAAAGCAUGAAUAGUAUUUUCUGCAGAUGGUGAUGGCUAGAUUGAUCAUCAUGAUGAUGAUAAUAAAUAGUAAUACAACUGCAUAAUAAAAGUGUGCCUUUAUUAUCCAUAGGCAUAACCUUGUAUAUAUUGACAUUAGAUAUCAUGAUUUGAAUUACAAAAUGACCCGGCAGCAGAAGGCAUUGAGUGUAUCUGAGCUACUUGGUAAGUGACCCAAAUGCACUUAAAAAAACAGCAACAACCUACAUUUCUGAGAGAUCACAGUAAUGGAGUAGUUACUGACAUAAUUACUUCUAUGCUGCAUCACAUUAUCCCUGUUUUCUUAAUUAGCAUUAUUUGGAUCAUGAAAUAUAACUAUCUUUACCAGAGGAUGGUAUUCAACAGUGGGCAGUACAUAGUGGGUAGUAUUUUUUUUUACUCAAAAUAGAAUCAAUAAACAUGACUAAGUUAGGGUCAUUAAUUUCAGUGGGUCUACUUUGAGUAAAAAACAGUUGAAUACCACCCAGUAUUUCUGUAUAAUACGUUUCUGUUUGUUUGCUAACAGAAGAAUCAAGUCUUGUAUUACACUAGGUUACAGCACAAUAAUAUUUAUUUAGAAGUAAUUUCCACUAUGUUCAAUAGGUAAGUGUGUAUGGUAUUUUAGUUUCACUUUGGGCCCACAGAAACCAGUAGAACUUAAGUUAGUAAUAGAUUUCAAGAGAGUUGCAUAACGAAAGUGGUCAUUCUGGUGAGUAUUUUCAAUCUGAAGCACAAAAUCUAUUCAGUUCUGAAAUGGAUCUUAUUCAGCAUUGUGCAAGUACAUUUCUGUUUCAGCAAGGGACUUCCCCUUGCUCUCUGCCCCACCACCCAAAUGCUUUCUGGAAUGUUCUGGAGCAUAUUUGGGGGGCAUGUUGGGAUUACAGGGGGGAGGAUAGGAAGGGGAAGUCCCAUUGUGAUGACAUAAGUCCAUUUCAUUAGAGGGCAGCCACAGUUGGCUUUUUCACUCAGUAUGUCAGUGAUUUCAAGACUGAAGACUAGCAUCCCAAUCCUGUACACAUUUAGAUAGAAUUAAAUCAUACUAAUGUCGAUAGAAUAUAGAGAAUUGCUGGACCAAUCUCUUUAUUUCUUUCAUUACAGCUGAUGUUGGUGGCCAACUUGGUCUGUUUUGUGGAGCCAGUAUGAUUACAAUCAUAGAGGUUGUGGAAUACAUUUUCACCAACUUCUGUUGGAUGUGUGUCUUUCUUCUACUGAAAGCACCAGAAGUGCCCAGUUGGAAUACUACAGAUCAGAAUGCACAAACACACAAAAGAAGAAUACAAGAAUGUUAAAGGCUUGCAGAAAGGGAAUGAGAGAAGGUGAAAUUUUCUUUUCAGUAAAUGGCAUUUCCUUCUAAAAAUAAUGCAAGAUAAAACAGUAUUCAGUUCACACUUAUUUCUCUGAUGCAAGUCCAGAAAACAGAUAUUAGGGAAGGCAAGUAUUUAGGAAUGCAGGGCUUGCUUAUCCUGGUAGUCUGCACCGUCACGGAGAACACAGAAUUUCCUCUUGUACAAUAGAAUUCACAUUAGUCCACAUUUAUGUCAGUGGGAUGUACCGUAGGUGUGCCUAAUUCUCAUUGGAGUGACAUUCCCCCAUCCCAACUUAUAAUUGGUUCUCUCUAAGUUUUAUUGGAUAACUUUCAUAGGAAACUGAGUGGGGUGGGGUGUCCUAGAAUUCUCCUAAGCUUAGAAAGGUCCUCUACCAUUGCUAUCCCUCUGAGUGGUAGCUUCCUUCCCCACUUGCCCUGCUCCUUUCCAGCAGUUUCUCAACUGUAUCAAGUAUGAGGGCAAGAGCCAAAAUGGGCAAAGACAAGACUGAUGGAGGUCAAGGAUUCAAUAUGAAUUACCUUGGUUCUCAUCUCAAAUGAAGGCAUCUGAGCAUGCCCAUGUUAAUAGGAGUUCUUGAAAUGGCCAUUUUUAUUUCUGAAGAUGUAUUUAUCAGGAGAGCAAUUGCACAGCUAAAGCACAUGACAGAACUUCCUUGUAUCCUGCUACUUAAAGGCUAGCGGGUGUUCAAAAGGAUGCCUCUACCUCCAUCCUUCAGUGAGGAAGUCCCUCUUCAUUCAGUAGUCAAGAUGGGCAUGAGAUGUAGUUAUGUAGUAAAUUCAUGAUUAUUAGGUGUACAGCUGAACACAUAAUAGGCACAUGUGAGCAUGAUUGGCACAUGAGUUUGUAUUUGAUGAUGCAAGACUGUACUAAUGAAACUGAUAAAGGUGCAAACUGAAAUUACAAUUCACUGUGAAUUCGGCUUCGUUUGGGAUAGUCUGCUAAUUUUUGCAUGCAAAAGUCAAGUUGGACUAGCAUAGCAAACUGCAGACCAAUAAUGCUUGCUGUUGGGUGUGGGUCAUGAGUCUGCACAGAAG